This is a messenger RNA of Daucus carota subsp. sativus, 2515 nucleotides long. RefSeq lists its product as uncharacterized. Lineage: Eukaryota; Viridiplantae; Streptophyta; Magnoliopsida; Apiales; Apiaceae. The record is from RefSeq and is a predicted model, not a curated record. Gene Ontology annotation, molecular function: metalloendopeptidase activity. Gene Ontology annotation, cellular component: membrane. Bases 96 to 2387 code for a protein of 763 amino acids. The transcript has 7 exons.
UCUUGUGAUUCGUCUCAUUUGCAAGGUUUAUUAUAAGCUAACUUCAGCCUUCAGGUGAGUGUAUGUUUUGAUUUAUUUCUUCAUACUAUAAACUCAUGGGUCUUUUAAGAUUAUGUAAUCACAGUGUUAGAUUUUCUAGUGUUUUGAGGUUCCCAUAUUAUCCUAGUACACUAACAUCACUUCAAAGGGUCACUAGUUUAGCCAGUGCCAAGAUCUGUGAUGGUCCUGAAAACUUAUUGUCGGGUUUCGAAUUAGAUCAGAAAUUUUGCAACGCAUUGAGACAUUUUGUUGGAACAAAGCAAUACUCUGUUCAUAGAUUGUUGGGGUCAGGUUUUGACCAAGAACUACGCAAACCAUCGAGACAUUUUGUUGGAACAAGGUAUUACUCUGUUUCCAAGAUUCAGAAAUAUGUGUAUAGACCCCUAGUGAAGUGUUUGAGUUAUGUCACUUUUUUCAUUGGGAAGUUUGAAAUCACACCUUAUACAAAUAUAACUCUUUAUGUGUUCCCUUUUUUUGAUAAAAUCUAUGGAGAGAUAUUAUUUUCGAGUUUAAAACAAGAUUGUGGAAGGGGGUUGAGACUGCCUCUGACUGACCCCCGGUGUAUUCGAGUUGAAUCAAUUGCCACAAAGAUUCUUGAAGCAUUACAGAGGGAGACGGGUAGGCGUCACGUGUUGGCAGAUCAACAAUGGAUUAAAGAUGAUGUUGAUGGGAAGGUUAAACUGGUGAAGAGAAGUGCAAGAACUGAGGAGUCGACAAAUGUGCAUUUGAAGGAGGGAAUAAAUUGGGAAGUUUUUGUGAUCGAUCAACCUAUAAUUCAAGCAGGUGUUACAGGUAGCGCGGCAAAUAUGGGGAAGAUUGUUUUGUUUACGGGCUUGUUUGAUGUUUAUAAGAGUGAUGAGGAGCUAGCAAUCAUUAUUGCACAUGAGGUUGGGCAUGUUAUUUCUCGACAUAUACAAAGACGUUUUCUUUGGCUUCCAUUUAAGAAGAUUUAUCACCGUGUGAUAAAUGGCUAUGAUUCUGGGAUGCAUUAUCAUUUGAGGUAUGAACAUGAAGCAGAUUACAUUGCAAUGCUAUUAUCUGCAUCUGCUGGAUAUGAUCCUCGAUUUGCGCCUCCUGCAAUUUCAAUCAUGGAAAAAUACUUGACAUUGGAAUUUGUAAAGUAUAAUGAUUUACCUUUUGCUAAACUGGAAUCAGCGGAAAGAUUUGAGUUUAUGACUAAUCCAGAAGUCAUGCAAGAAGCAGUUCGUAUAUAUCAAGAAAAGACAAAAGGACAGUGUGCUGACCAAGAAUAUCUUGCAGAGAAUGGAGGGAUUAGAGCACAUCGUAUUCGUUUCUUGACAUUUUCACAUUACAAAAACAUGGCUCUGUUUAGACUAAGCAGUCACAGUGUUAGAUUUUCUAGUGUUUCGAGGUUUCAAUCUGGUUCAGCACCACUUUACAGGGCUGCUAGUUGUGCUAGUUUCCCCAAUGUCAACACGUCUGCUGGGCCUAAAAUCCCACUCAACCAUUUUGCUGGAACAAGGCAUUACUCUGUUCCCAGAAUUCUAGAUUAUGUGUUCUGGCCUCUCAACAAGUGUUUGAGAUGUGUCACUUACUUUACGGGGAGAUUCGAAACUAUGCCUUUUACAAAUAAAAGGCUAUUUUAUAUUCCUUAUGCUGAAGAUUUGUGGGGAUGGAUGUAUUGUAAUGAGACUUUAAAGAAGUUUAAUGAACGCCAUAUGUUGUAUCCCCAGAGUCACCCGCAGUGUGCUCAAGUCGAAGCAAUUGCUAUAAGGAUCCUCGAGGCGUUACAGAGGGAGAGUGGUAGGCGCCACAAGUUGGCUGAUCGGGAAUGGAUUUUAAAAUUGAAUGGGACGUUAAAGGUUGUUAAGAAAAGGAGAGAACGAAAUGUCAAGUCGACGACUGCUCGUUUGAAGGACGGUAUAGAUUGGGAAUUUUUUGUAGUGGACACUCCUUAUUCUGAUGUUUCAUACAUAUCUGAAGGAAGGAUUUUAGUGUAUAGCGGUUCGUUUGAUGUUUAUAAGACGGAUGAUGAGCUAGCAAUCACAAUUGCAACUGAGGUUGGACAUAUUGUUGCUCGACAUAGAAACAGAGAAGCUCUUGUUUGGGAGCCAUGCCUUCUGUAUCAUCGCCUCAUAACUGGCGAUAACCCCAAAAAAUAUUAUCAAUUGAGCCAUGAGCAUGAAGCAGAUUACAUAGGGAUGUUAUUAUCUGCAUCCGCUGGUUAUGAUCCUCGAGUUGCACCUGUGGCUUUGAAAAAGAUGGAUAGUCGACAUCAGCUAUCUCAUUUCAUGGAGGAAAGGAUAAAGUAUAUGACUCGGCCAGAAGUGAUGCAGAAAGCGGUCGACAUAUAUAAAGAACGAAGGAAGACACGGGCUAUCAAAUAAGAUUUUCUUUUAUAGUUUGAGAACAGGGUCUUAUUUGAUUCGUUUACUUUUCUGCUGCAAACAAAUUCACUACCAUGCCAUCAGAUUCUAUUAUUAUUAACAUAAUGACACUACAGUGGUGAUUUUGG